AUGUCUUCGGUUCAGCCACUAUUCGUUCUUCAAGUGCCUCCUUCCUCUGGCACCACAGCAUCGGGAAACGGCAGUAUUGUCUGCGUAGAACCCGCACCCCAAGUCUAUGUCCUUAGCUUUUCGUCUCCACCAGAUAAUCGGCUGACACCCGCCUUCAACGCGACAUUCCUCCUUGCCCUUGAUAUUAUUGAAAUUAGGUUCUCGAAGGGCGUUGUAGUCUCCACAUCUAGCAUCACAAAGUUCUAUUCGAAUGGAUUGGAUUAUGAGAAGGCCGUCAAAGACCCUACCUUUUUCCGAAACAGUCUCUACCCUCUCUGGUGGCGUCUGCUCACAUAUCCAAUGCCUACGAUUGCACUUAUUAACGGGCACGCCUUUGCCGGCGGCUUAAUGACAGCAAUGAUGCACGACUACAGAAUCAUGAAUCCCCACAAAGGGUUUCUAUGUUUGAAUGAGCUCGAUUUUGGGGCACCUUUGACAUCUCCUAUGGCCUCGAUAUUCCGAGUGAAGCUUCCAGCCAUGUCAACGUUGCGACAUAUGGUGCUUGAGAGCAGAAGAUAUCCAGCUCUCGAAGCGCUGAAGGAGGGUAUCAUCGAUGGCAUUGGUGGUCCGGAGGAGACACUCGCAUUCAUAGAGGAGAUGAAGUUGGUACAAAAGGGGCAGAGCAAAAGCUAUGGGCGUAUCAAGGAGGAACUUUAUCGAGAAGUCGUGAAGGAUCUAGAAGUGAGCGAUGGUAUGGCUAAGAUGGAGGCUGCAAAAGAUUUGGAGAGAAGCAGGAGAGAGCUAGAUGCUCGACACAGAGUGGGAAAAUGGGAGAACGACACAGGUAGGGAAAGGUCGAAAAUCUGA
Messenger RNA from Endocarpon pusillum Z07020, 846 nucleotides. RefSeq lists its product as uncharacterized. Gene Ontology annotation, cellular component: peroxisome. The transcript has a single exon. Gene Ontology annotation, biological process: fatty acid beta-oxidation. Bases 1 to 846 code for a protein of 281 amino acids. Lineage: Eukaryota; Fungi; Ascomycota; Eurotiomycetes; Verrucariales; Verrucariaceae. The record is from RefSeq and is a predicted model, not a curated record. Gene Ontology annotation, molecular function: delta(3)-delta(2)-enoyl-CoA isomerase activity; enoyl-CoA hydratase activity.